Molecule: messenger RNA, 655 nt
Organism: Penaeus vannamei (Pacific white shrimp)
Lineage: Eukaryota; Metazoa; Arthropoda; Malacostraca; Decapoda; Penaeidae
Product: cuticle protein CP14.6
Source: RefSeq, a predicted model, not a curated record
GCGACUAGUUACUCACAGGCCCUGGUAGCAUGCGGUUCGUGGUGAUGGCCCUCCUCACGGCCCUCGCGUCUGCUACUCCGGCGCCAGAACCUCAGCACGACGACUCCCUCGAACACGGGGCCAUUUUGAGGGACGACCGACUGCUGGACGACCACCUGGUGGACGACCACCUGGCGGGCGACCACCUGGCGGGCGACCACGACAGGUUCAACUUCGGGGUCGAGCCCACUAAUGGCAUCUUCCUGUCAGAGUCGGGAUUCGGUCAGCUGAAGAACGUCUUCCACGGCGCUGGGUCCUUCUCGUACACCGCCCCCGACGGCACCCCGAUCUACGUCGAGUUCGUGGUCGACGAGAACGGGCGAGGCUUCCAGACCCACCAGAGCCUCCUGCCCCCGACGUCGCCGUUCCCGAGGCCGAUCCCCAAGGUCGUCCUCGACCAGAUCACGAAGGCCGCUGAGGAGGGCGCGCCGACACGAGCCCACCGUCACCUCAGGGACCCCAAACUACCCCUUGGGGCUUCUUGAUAUCUCUCUUCUCAUCUCAUCUCGUCAUUUCUGUUUGUGUUGUCAUUUCAUAUUUUUGUAUCGAUAUGUAAGGAUCAUCACUUGGUGUAUUGAUUUACCGAGAGUGAGGAAUAAAAGAAAUGUUACAAAUA